This is a messenger RNA of Calliphora vicina (urban bluebottle blowfly), 4935 nucleotides long. RefSeq names its product mind bomb 2 (gene mib2). The transcript has 9 exons. Lineage: Eukaryota; Metazoa; Arthropoda; Insecta; Diptera; Calliphoridae. Gene Ontology annotation, biological process: protein ubiquitination. The coding region runs from base 105 to 3188 and encodes 1027 amino acids. Gene Ontology annotation, molecular function: protein binding; zinc ion binding; ubiquitin-protein transferase activity. Gene Ontology annotation, cellular component: cytoplasm. The record is from RefSeq and is a predicted model, not a curated record.
UUAUAUGGCAUCUAAACACACCUUAUAAAUUAAAAUGACGUAAAUAUUUCGAGAAAAUUAUACAUUUCUAAACAUUAAAUUUUGGUAUUGUUUACUUUUAAGAAAUGCGUGCAUCAAUUCCCCCAGGAAUUAGGGUCGUACGUGGGCCAAAUUGGAUAUGGCAAAAUCAAGACGAAGGAGAAGGUCAUGUUGGAACUGUUUGUGAAAUAGGACGUUCAGGAUCAAUUCAUUCGCCUGAGAACACUGUUGUUGUUAAUUGGGAUUCUGGACAUAGAACUAAUUACCGCGUUGGUUAUCAAAAUCAAUACGAUUUAAUAAUUGUAGAUAAUGCACAAGUAGGUGUCCGACAUUCAAAUGUAGUGUGUGAUGGAUGUUCAAAAGGAGGUAUAGCAGGAAUAAUUUUUAAGUGUGUACAAUGUUGUAAUUAUCACUUGUGUUCGUACUGUUACGGAGCUGAUUUGCACGAUAAGGAACACCCUUUUAUACGUUAUACCUCACCAACUUCAAUAGGUGUUCGAGUUCCGUCCAGGAAAGGAUCAAAACGCAUACAAUUAAAGGGUAUAUUUGUUGGAGCCAAAGUCGUACGGGGACCCGACUGGGAGUGGGAACAACAAGACGGUGGAGAAGGUAAAACUGGACGUGUUAUGGAAAUACGAGGUUGGGAUAAUGAAUCUUGCAGAAGUGUAGCAAAUGUUUCUUGGACUACAGGCUCUACUAAUGUUUAUCGAUUAGGACAUAAAGGAAACGUUGACCUGAAAUACGUUAUACCGACAUCAGGUGGAUAUUAUUAUAAAGAUCACAUGCCAGUUUUAGGCCAUAUAGAAGAACAACAACCAGUGGUACCAACAGUGAAACCAAUGUUUUCUGUAGGUGAUCGUAUUAAAGUUUGUCUGGAGGUGGAUGCACUUAUGAAACUUCAACAGGGUCAUGGUGGGUGGAAUCCUCGUAUGGUAGAACAUUUAUCUAAAUUAGGCACUGUUCAUAGAAUCACAGAAAAGGGUGAUAUUAGGGUACAAUAUGAAAACUGCCCAAAUAGAUGGACAUUUCAUCCAGCUGCACUGGUUAAAGUUCUAUCGUUUCGAGUUGGUGAUUUGGUUACUAUAAUUAAUGAUUCAGCAAAAGUUCAACAAUUGCAAAAAGGACAUGGAGAAUGGAUUGAAUUGAUGCGUUAUGCGCUUGGUAAACUAUGUAAAGUAAUCAAAGUGUACUCUGAUGGAGACUUACGCAUUGAACAAUUGGACGAUGGAUUUGAAUGGACUCUCAACCCUAAAUGUGUCAAGCUGGAAAGAUCUCCACUUGCAACAGCAGCGGAACGCUCUAAUAGUAUGAUGGACUUAAGUCACAGAAGAACAGAUCAUGUUAUGACCCCUUUGUCUGGGUUAUCUGGUACCUCAAUGGCAGAUAAGCUUGUACGUGAGGCUGCGCAAGGUCACAUAGAGUUUGUCCAGCAGUAUUUAGAUGCGCACCCAGAUCAGGUGAACGUUAUGAGUGGCGGAAAAGCAUGUAUUCAAGUCGCAGCUCAUCAGGGUUUUGUAGAUAUUGUCAAAUUAGUUAUAAGUAAGGGAGCAAAUGUAAAUGUUGUAGACAAAGAAGGCGAUUCUGCAUUGCAUUAUGCCGCAUUUGGAAACCAACCAGACACAAUGCGUAUUUUAUUACAAAAUAAUGCAAAUAUUAACUUUUUAAACGCCAGCCAUUGCUCUGCAUUGCAUAUUUGCGCACAUAAGAAAACACCUCAUUGUGUUCGCGAGCUGUUGUCGUUCGGUGCAGACGUAAAUAUUCAAGACUCAUAUGGAGACACGGCAUUGCACGAUGCUAUCGGAAAGGAAAAUACCGAAGUAGUUGAACUAUUGUGCAAUGCACCGAAUCUUGAUUUUACAAUGAAAAAUAAUAGAGGUUUCAAUGUUCUUCAUCAUGCAGCCCUUAAGGGCAAUUUAGUAGCUGCGAAACGAAUUUUGCAGCUGUCUCGACAGCUGAUUAAUGUAAAGAAGGAUGAUGGUUUUGCAGCCCUUCAUUUAGCAGCGCUAAAUGGGCAUGCACAAGUUGUGGAAACACUUAUAAAAGAUGGUCAAGCUGAAAUUGAUAUCCGCAACAACCGUCGACAAACACCUUUUUUAUUAGCUGUUUCGCAAGGACAUUCAGCUGCAAUAGAAAAACUAGUUAAACUUGGGUGCGAUAUAGCAGCUCGUGAUGAGGACGGAGACAAUGCAAUGCAUUUAUGUGUCAUCAAAAAGUCUAAUCUGUUGCAAGCUUGCGAACCGACAGUGGAUGACUGCCCAGAUAUUUUUGCAGUCUUCGAUAGUUUGGAACAUAUACAUGAGGACCGCAUAAUGUAUUCUGUACUUUGCUAUUUGUCACGUUUAGGCUGUCGAAUAGAACAGAAUAAUAAAGGGGUAAAUAUUUUCGAGUGGAUUACCGAUACAAAUUUAAAAAAAUUAGUUUUGGGAACACAGCCUACCGCGACAACUUUACAUACCCAAAUGUAUAAUACUGCGGCAUCGACAAGUUCAGCAGCUACCAAUACUUUAACAGAUAGGCUUAUUCAAAAUAUUCAAGAGUUAAAUUUGGAGUCCAAUGAGUCAGUUGGUGCAAUUGCUUUUAAUAGGCUGUCAGCAAACGAUGAUGCUGUUUUAAUGUUAGAUAAACCAUCUAGCUCAAAUCAUAAUCAACUGCAAAGCUUAUCAUCUAAUAUAACCACUGGAAUGCAAUCAACACCAAAUAUGAAUACAAAUAACAAUGAUGCCGAUGAACCAGAGUCCUUAAAUUUGGAAUCGUUAACCCAUAAUACUCCUGUAAUAUUGUCAACAACACCCCAAGAAUGUAUUGUUUGUAAUGAAACCUUACUAUUAAUUAAAUUCGAACCUUGUCAACAUCAAAUAUCAUGUGAAGACUGCGGCAAACGCAUGAAGAAAUGCUUGCGGUGCGGCACUCAAAUCGAGAGAAGAAUGGAUUGCAAUGGACGUAUUAUUUCGAAUACAGACAUAACAAAUUUGCCGUCGGCUGACAGGCUUCGCUAUUUGGAAAAUAAAAUACAGGAAUAUGAAGAAUCGCAUUAUUGCAGUAUAUGCAUGGAAAGAAGUCGUGACGUUGCUUUUCUUUGCGGACAUGGUGCAUGUUCACGUUGCGCUGAAACUUUGCGAACAUGUCACAUGUGUCGCAAGACAAUUCUGAAAAAGAUUAACUUGUACUAGGUUUGCAUAAUCUAAGCGAUCAUCAAAGGAGAUGCUUAAUGAUAAUGACCUCUUACACCACUACAUAUUUAUCUGCAGCAUUUCUUUGGGACUUCACCUACAUACAUUAACAGUUUUUACCAUAUGCAUUAGCCUAUUAGACACCAUUGCACCAUUGACAUGCGCCCAUAGCCAGUGACCAAGUGCAAUCGGUUGUUUACAUGUACACCACACGAAUGUCAAAAUCAAGCUAUUGAGAAACAAACAUUUUAAUCAGUUGCUUUGUUAUCUUUAAGCAGGAUAGGGUCAUGUCUUUUGUGUACACAAAAUAAAGACAAUGGCCCAUAAUCAUAGUCAAACACUAAAGUCGUUUCUUUUUAAAAUCAACUUUAAAAUAAAAACCAGCUUUUUAUUAAUAUGCAACCAUAGUCAAAAUUAAAGCAUGUUUUAAAUUGAACCGACUUUAACUGGGUGCCACCGCAAAUGUAGAAAAUGUUUUCAUACAAUAUACAACAAAAAACAGACAAGUGGCAACGCUGUACAGCUGACAUACAAAAUUAAAAAAAAACGUAAACAAUAAAAGUAACCGGGGACAUCCAAAGAAAGAAAGUUGUUUGUUGUGGAAAAAUGGAAAAGAUAAGACUAAUUAAUAAUAAUUACGAUAUUUUGGGGUAUAAAUCAAGAUCAGCGAAACAGCUUGCAUUUUUAUAAUUUUUUUGGUGUUGAUAGCUCUCAUAAUUAGAAGCACAAAAACGUUAAUAUUUUUGCCUGCUCUCUCUUAGUUUAAGAGUUAUAGGAAUUUAAAGUCAAUACAUAUAAUUGUACAUUUCUCAUAUAUUUGGAACACAAACUGAUCGUUAUGGGUAUCAUUGAAUAGUGCUUCACUAUACCUUUAAUAUGAUAUAUAAUAUGGUACAGUUUAUUAAUAUUGUGAACUAAAAAUUCCUUUUUGAAUUUAUAUGACAGUACUUCAGAAAAUUUUGAUAUACCGGAAAAGUGAUUUUAGCGAAGCCGGUGUUCGAUACACCCCAGAGUUAAAAGUCCCUUCACCCGGCCGAAGACCGACAAUACAGAAAAUGUGAAUAUUAACAGAAAAAAAAAAUAUGAAAAUAUAAACUGUUACGGAGAUCUUGAUUUGUUCCUAUUUUGGUACUAAUGUUAUUGAUAGCUGUUGAAUAAUUGCAAAAUCUCUAACAAUAUCUUGUAACUUAAACAUUUUUUACUUUGUGACGAACUUUUUUACUCGGCGAAGAACAGCAGAUGCUGUUGUUAAACGAGUUAAAAAUAACUUCAGCUAGUUUUAUAUUUAGAGUCGACUUCAGCGUCAGAAGUAUACUACAACUUGUCUAUGAUAGACCUAAAGUCCACUCUUAAGUAAAGUCGAGUUUAAUUCUCUUAAAAUGUACUUUAUUUUUGACUAUGAUUAUGGGUCAAUAUCACAGCCUGUUAUUGUACAUUUACUGUGUAUCAAAAAGUGCAAGAAUACAGUUUAAUCUUUCUCUGCGCUGACCAAUGGUCUAAACAUACAGCCGUAUUCAAAACAAAACAACAUUCUAAUUAACGAGCAGCUAACUUUUCAGUACUGACAUUUACUAUGAAAACGUUAUCUACAGCAUAGUUAGCAUUAGUUUUUUCGUUAUAAAUAAGGUUAAUCGUAUCUUAAGUUUAAUCUUAUAUUAUAUGUUAAACUCCUCUAAAUUUAUUUAUUUAUUUCUACAAAAUUAUUAACUUCAUAAAAAAUAAAAAAUUGGUUAUAGAUACUGUUCUA